AAAAACAGCAAACUAUUCGACGCUAACUCUAUUCUACACUCUUUAUGCUGACUGCUAGUGCUAUCAAGACUGCUGCCGAGACAGAUAAGCUAACCCAGGAAUAUGAGGUGAUUGUUAUUGGCGCUGGCAUUGCUGGAUCCGCUGCUGCUUAUGCUCUUGGAACCGACGGCCGCAAAGUACUUCUCAUAGAGCGUGACUGGAAAGAACCGGAUCGGAUUGUUGGUGAACUGUUGCAGCCAGGAGGUGUUGAUGCGCUGAAACAGCUGGGAUUGCAAGAAUGCAUUGAUGGUAUUGAUGGCAUUGAUUGCCAUGGGUAUGCUGUUAUAAAGCCUAAUGGAGAAAGUGUGCUUCUUCCAUACCCUAAAGGUUCGCCUCCUGCUAUUGGUCGCUCGCUUCAUCAUGGUAGACUCAUUAUGAAUUUACGCAAGGCUGCCAGAACUGCCCCAAAUGUGACGUGCAUUGAAGGAUCUGCUGUUGAUCUCAUCACAGAUUCAAAGUCUGGCGAUACUAUUGGCGUUGUGGUCAAUAGCAGAGCUAGUACAGAACCGUACAUGUUUAAAGCUCCUUUGACCGUGGUUGCCGAUGGGUGUUUUUCUAGGUUUCGAAAACAGUUUAUUUCAACAGAUGUAGUUACCAAAUCUCAUUUUGUUGGAUUUAUCAUCAAAGACUGUCCACUCCCGCACAUGUAUCACGGACAUGUGAUUCUUGCUAACCCAGCACCCAUACUGAUGUACCAAAUUGGUACGCACGAUACACGUAUUUUGAUAGAUAUUCCUGGCCAACUGCCGAGUAUUGGAAAUGGUGCAAUGAAAAAAUAUAUGUGUGAUGUUGUUGGUCCGCAACUUCCUGAUGUCAUUCAGCCAUCUUUUUAUGCUGCGCUCAAGACUGAAAGAAUUAGAUCUAUGCCUAAUGGAUGGCUUCCUCCAUCACGUAACAAAUCAAAAGGGGUAGUCCUUGUUGGUGACGCCAUCAACAUGCGUCAUCCUCUCACUGGAGGUGGCAUGACGGUCGCGUUUGCAGAUAUUAUACAUUUGAGAGAUGCACUCUGUCAAACAAACGAUUUGACUCGAGUUGAUACUGUAUUGAAGCAUAUUGGACGUAUACACUGGCAACGCAAGUAUAUGUCGUCUGUGGUCAAUAUUCUUGCCAAUGCAUUAUAUGAGCUAUUUUCAGCAGGCAAUGAUCCAAUAAUGAAGGAGCUUCAAGAUGCUUGUUUUGCUUAUUUCCAAAUGGGUGGUCGAUGCGCAUCUACUCCUGUAGGUCUUUUGGCAGGAUUGAUUCACGAGCCAUGGACAUUAAUUGGCCACUUUUUUGCUGUUGCGUUUUAUGGCAUGCUUAGAAUGUGGAUUCGUGGACCAAUCUAUAUGUUUCCAGUCCAUGUACUAUACAGUUUUUUGGUGGUCUACAAGGCCUGCAUUGUGAUUUUCCCUUUAAUCCUGGCAGAAAUGAAGCCUUGAUAUCUAUUUUCAC
Batrachochytrium dendrobatidis JAM81 is the source of this 1470-nucleotide messenger RNA. Its product is annotated as squalene monooxygenase. Gene Ontology annotation, biological process: ergosterol biosynthetic process. Lineage: Eukaryota; Fungi; Chytridiomycota; Chytridiomycetes; Rhizophydiales. Gene Ontology annotation, molecular function: flavin adenine dinucleotide binding; squalene monooxygenase activity. The coding region runs from base 45 to 1457 and encodes 470 amino acids. The record is from RefSeq and is a predicted model, not a curated record. The transcript is spliced from 11 exons. Gene Ontology annotation, cellular component: membrane; endoplasmic reticulum.